Molecule: messenger RNA, 2132 nt
Organism: Mauremys reevesii (Reeves's turtle)
Lineage: Eukaryota; Metazoa; Chordata; Testudines; Geoemydidae
Product: zinc finger protein 768-like
Exons: 2
Coding region: 273-2132 (619 amino acids)
Source: RefSeq, a predicted model, not a curated record
CCCCCAGCAAGUCGAGCUCCUCUCUCACGCGCAGAGCGAAUGGGGGGGCUAAGCUCCGUCCACCUCCCUGGGGCCGGAAGCGGGGCUGCCCCUAGUCACGUGGGCGCGGGUGCUGCAGCUCGGAAGUGUUGCUGGGGGGAAGGGCUGGUUGGGCGGCCGGCGGAGCGGGGGAGACGUUUUGCUGAGACACUGGCCGGAUGUGAAGGGUAGAGGGGAGCGAGCUGGUGGUGGCCCGAGGAUCCUGCCUGGACCAGGGGCUGGCACCCACAGUCAUGGAGGAUGAUCCGGCUUCUCCUGCCAGCAAGGCCCCGUCUCCGCUGAGCUGUAUCCGGAUGGUCCAGGCGGGCUGGUCGGAGAAGGAGGAUGGGGCCUGGGAGCAGAGCGGAAGCGUGCAGGAUCCAGCGAUGGUGGGGAGCUCUCCAGGGCGACCCGGGAGUUCUCCCCUUCUUUGCCCACCCAGCCGGUGCCAAGGGAGGCAUAGCCCUGCCAGCCCCCAGGACACUGAUGGGACAGACCAGAACGGGGCAGAAGAGGAGGUGGUGUCCCCUCUGUGCCGGGAGCCCCCCCAGUCCCCAGCUCCAGGGGAGCCACAGCCCCGCAGGCCGUUCCGGCGGAAGCACCGGCUGUACGUGAAGCUGUCCCCUGGCCAGGUCACUGUGUCCCCAAGCCAGGACAGGGGGCAGCCAGCCACUUCCGAGGAGCCAGGGCCUUCCCAGGGCAAAAGGCUGCGGCUGCUGCGAGGCCAAGCCAGCAAAUUCCGGAGGAAGAAGAGACCCUUGGAGAAUGGCCACGAGGCGGGGCCUGGCGACGUGGGGCCCUCCCUUCCCCUCCGCCAGUGCGGUGGGGAGGAGGGGCAGGACCCGGCACCAGAGGGGGAGGAGGAGGAGCAGGGCUUGGCAUUGAAGCAGGAGGAGGAGGAGAGGCAGGGCCUGGCACUGAAGCGGGAGGAGGAGAAGGGGCAGGGCCUAGCACUGGAAUUGGGGGAGGAGGAAGAGAAGAGUUUCGGCUCCCCCAGGCUGGCUGGGCCUGGUACCACGCGCCCCAAGCCGGACUUUGUGCAGCUGAUCGAUGAGCACGGGAUCUACUCCACAGCCAAGCUGGUGCUGGGCAGCACGGCGGGCGAGCUGGACGAGGGGGUGGUGCUGCCACCGCACCUGAGGCGGGCAGGCCCCCAGCUGGAGAUCCGGGAGGUGAUCGUGGACGACAAGCCCUUCGCGUGCAGCGUGUGCGAGAAGACCUUCAAGCGGGCCUGGGAGCUGUUCAGCCACGAGGUGGUGCACAACGAGGAGCGGCCCUUCCACUGCGACCUCUGCGAGGCCUCCUUCAAGCGCCACUCGGACUUCAAGAGCCACCGGCUGGUGCACACCGAGGAGCGUCCCUUCCACUGCGAGAUGUGCGGCAAGAAGUUCAAACGCUCGUCCAACCUCCAGGAGCACCGGCGCAUUCACACCGGCGAGCGCCCCUACCAGUGCGCCUGCUGCGACAAGAGCUUCAAGACGCCCUACGAGCUGCAGCGCCACAUGCUCACCCACUGCACCGAGAAGCCCUUCAAAUGCGGCGACUGCGGGAAGGACUUCCCCACCUCCAACUCUCUGCUGCUGCAUCAGCGCCAGCACUGCGACGACAAGCCCCACGUCUGCGGCGUCUGCGGCAAGAAGUUCACCUACGGCCACAGCCUCAAGGUGCACGAGCGGGUUCACACCGGUGACCGGCCCUUUGUCUGCCCCAUCUGCGGCAAGGGCUUCAAGCAGUCCAACGCCCUCUCCUCGCAUGAGCGGGUGCACACUGGUGAGCGCCCCUUCGUCUGCAAGACCUGCGGCAAGGCCUUCAAGCAGUCGUCCUACUUGGUGAUCCACGAGCGCUCGCACACGGGCGAGCGGCCCUACAAGUGCGAGGUGUGCCAGAAGGCCUUCGCCCGGCCCUCGCUGCUGCUGCAGCACCACCGGGUGCACAGUGAGGAGCGCCCCUACAAGUGCAGCUUCUGUGACAAGUUCUUCAAGGACCUGGCUUACCUGACAGUGCAUGAGAAGGUGCACACGGGCGAGACCCCCUACAAGUGCAGUGUCUGCGACAAGGGCUUUGCCCACCCCUCCAACCUGCUGCAGCACCAGCGUGUGCACCGCGAUGGCUGA